Molecule: messenger RNA, 606 nt
Organism: Nematostella vectensis (starlet sea anemone)
Lineage: Eukaryota; Metazoa; Cnidaria; Anthozoa; Actiniaria; Edwardsiidae
Exons: 4
Coding region: 82-396 (104 amino acids)
Source: RefSeq, a predicted model, not a curated record
AUAGUUUUCCCUUUUUGAUUGCCGUAGAAAUUGCAGAAGUCACUGCAAUCAUAACACACUAAACUGAGUUCCAAAAGAAGCAUGGCUCUCUUCAAAGCGACCAUCUUUGCAUUGCUCGUGGCUGUAGCGAUUGCCCAUCCAUACCCAUCCAGAUAUCACGGACUGCUGAGGGUUAAGAGACAUGAGCACAACAUCCGGGAAUUAUUGUUUGGGCUUCAGACUCCCCCAAUUGAAAAGACUGGCUUAAAGAAAGAAUUUGAAACCACCAAAAAAGGCGAUGAAAAAUUUGAAACCCCCGAAGAAGAUGAUCACUACAGGCUGAUGGAGAAAGUUAAAAAAAUCCUUGAGCGCUUGAGAAACGCGGCGGCUGUACAUGUGAUGGCAAAAAAGGAAUAAUAAAGAAUAAAUGCAGUACCCAUGCCUCAAGCUCUUGUCCCAAUAGCGGCAAGAGAUGCUGUGUGUAUGGAAAGGGAAAAUAACCAUUCAUUUGUGUAGACUUUUCACACUUCAUGCGAUCUUUUUAAGUACAUUUUAUUGGUUGUUUAAGUAAGCAUUGUCUUACCAACAAAGCAGUGUCAUUAUUAUAAUGAUAUAUCUCCGCCUUGA